AUGGGGUCGUAUACUCCUCUUCACGACCAAGAGGUCCACACCAUUCAUAUCCCCGAAGAAGUGCGCCGGUCAGGCAAACCAACACUUGACCUCAUCGCCGAGGGCGCGGCGUUCCUGCACAAAGAUGGCAUCGUCGUGCUCGACAACGCCAUCGACCCGGAGCACCUCGACACGCUCAAUGCCAAGUUGGCCCCGGAGGCUCUCGAGAUCGCCGCCGACCCGGACCACCACUUCAACUUCGGCAAGCACACGCGCAACAUGGAUCAGGCGCCGCCGCCGACCAAGGCCCUGAUGUUCAAGGACGUCUGGUGCAACCCGUUCGCGGCGGCCAUCCUGGCGGCCGUGCUGGGGCCCCGGCCGGUCAUCCACUACGCCAACGGCAACACGGCGCUCAAGGCGCCUGCCCACGGCCGCCAGCCCGUGCACUCGGACUGCGAGUUCGCCCACCCGGCCUACUUCCCGUUCGCGUACGUCAUCAACAUCAACCUCGUCGACGUGACGCCCGAGAACGGCGGCACCGAGGUGUGGGUCGGCAGCCACCACGUGUCGGUGCACGAGGCGCACAACCGCUCCCCUCGCGACGAGGCGGACGGCGGCGAGGAGGGACUGCUCACCAUCAAGCCCGGCCCGCUGGAGCAGCGCCGCACGCACUCGCCGCCCGUGCAGGUCAGCACCAAGAAGGGCAGUCUGAUCCUGCGCGAUCUGCGGCUGUGGCACGCGGGCAUGCCCAAUCUGACCGACGACCCGCGCAUCAUGCUCGCCUUCGUGGCCAGCCCAGCCUGGUGGCAAGGCCGCAGCAAGAUCCAGCUGCCCCUCGAGGUGAAGGACAUGGUCGAGAGCUGGGGCGCCGAGAUGGCCUACGCCGCCGACUGGGUCGCGGGAGAGGUCGACCACAAGAAGCUGCGCAGCGCCGGCGUCGACUUUGACGGCAACAGCGCGGUCCUCGAGAGGUUUCGAAAGGAGCUGAGUGCGUGGCCUGAGUAUCGCCCCAGAUGGUACUGA
Fonsecaea erecta is the source of this 1002-nucleotide messenger RNA. RefSeq lists its product as hypothetical. Lineage: Eukaryota; Fungi; Ascomycota; Eurotiomycetes; Chaetothyriales; Herpotrichiellaceae. The record is from RefSeq and is a predicted model, not a curated record. The transcript has a single exon. Bases 1 to 1002 code for a protein of 333 amino acids.